Molecule: messenger RNA, 1124 nt
Organism: Nelumbo nucifera (sacred lotus)
Lineage: Eukaryota; Viridiplantae; Streptophyta; Magnoliopsida; Proteales; Nelumbonaceae
Source: RefSeq, a predicted model, not a curated record
CGAAACCAAAACCAAUAUAAUUGAUCAUAUAUCAAAAAAAUGGUUAGAUCGGUUUGGUUCUGUUGGGUGGAGCGUAGACGUGACCCAUUGAGCAUUUACAGCCCUAACCGUACCAACUGAGCCACCCAUCAGUUGGUGGGGUUUAGGGUUUAGGCCAUAGAUCGUGCUGGGGAUUGAUUUGGUGUUUCAGCAGGAAUAAUGGGAACCGAUUCUGUUGUUUAGGCAUCAAAGAAACAGCAAUCAAAACUUUUUGAAGAUCCGAUCAUUGCAGUAAGAUUGUAGAAGAACGAGAUAAGAAAAUGGGUAGCAGAUUGGGAAGAAGACUUGUGCACUUCGCAAAUCUCCCUAUUAAGCUUCUCAUGCCAUCUUCUUUCACCAACAUCAAAGAGAUUGCUCUCAAGACCAUCCCUUCAGCUUCAAAGAUUGAAAUCAAGAGGGUUCUUGAAUCUCUAUACGGCUUUGAAGUUGAAGAAGUCCGAACCCUGAACAUGGAAGGCAAGAAGAAGAAGAGGGGUGGAAUCUUGAUUGCAAAGCCAGAUUACAAGAAGGCCUAUGUAACGUUGAAGAAUCCAUUAUCGAUCUCUCCUGACCUAUACCCAAUUCGCAUCAUUGAGGAGGAGAAGAAGAGCAUCAAUAAGCAGUCCAAGUCGAGUAUUGUCGAGGAUGGGGAGGUGAAAUCGCAUUGGCUUGACGGAAAGGCUGAUGGUAGGUUUAAGCCCGAGAAGCAAUCUGGUGAGAGAGGUGGUCGUGGAGGUCGUGGUGAUAGCGAUGCUGGAACUGCUAAAUUCCCCUGGAGCAGUAUGCGUAAAUCGAAGUAGCUCUGUUGGUAAUUCGUCCAUUUAUGGUUUCAUAUAUUUCUGUAGUUUAGAUUGUUGUGAUAAAGAGAGUUGGGGGGGGGGGUUAGAAGAAAUAUCUAUAGUUUUGUUGGAGAUGGUUGAUGCUGUUAAUGAUUCUUAGUUUUUAUUGAAAAUCAUGGAUUGUUUUAAUUUGAGUCGGGAUAUCUUUUUAGAUCCUUCCUUUAUGCUAUGGAUGUUUAUCAUGGAAAUUUGAAAGCGAAAAGGUGCCUUUUAAGUUAUUUCCAAUAACCAGUUAAUUGAAAUUGAUUUGCCAGGGGUUUUGAAAAA